Messenger RNA from Mollisia scopiformis, 2510 nucleotides. RefSeq names its product exocyst complex component Sec6. Gene Ontology annotation, cellular component: exocyst. The transcript has a single exon. Gene Ontology annotation, molecular function: SNARE binding. The coding region runs from base 83 to 2350 and encodes 755 amino acids. NCBI's taxonomy places the organism in Eukaryota, Fungi, Ascomycota, Leotiomycetes, Helotiales, Mollisiaceae. The record is from RefSeq and is a predicted model, not a curated record. Gene Ontology annotation, biological process: exocytosis; exocyst localization.
ACGACGUCUCAACUCACAACCAAGCUUCAAGCAUGGCCUGAAGUCCAGGAAACACGGAUUUACAGCAAGAAUUAUACCCGCCAUGACGAUGGACAGCUCGACUGUCAAGCUCGCGGAGCUGCUCCGGCAUCCGGACGACCUGGACAAGAUCCCCGCCAUGAAGCUGGAGUACACGCGCAAGAAAGCAGCGGUCGAUUCGCAGCUCCGGAGCGGCUUGAAAGAGCAACUCGAAAUUACACAGUCGGGCAUGAACGGGAUCACAGAUGGGCAGCGAACGGUACAGCUCAUCAAGGAGGAAAUGAUGAAGAUUGACAAGUUGUGCGCCGAGGCGCAGAACAUGAUUAGGGAUUUCCCGAAUAUCAAUCUGGUGUCGCAGACGCAUCGGAAUUUCAGCGCCGUUGAGACUAUGAGGAAGAAUCUGGAUAGUUUUAAUGAUCGGGUUGGGCAGGUGGAAGCCAUGCUGAGGGUGGAUGAUGCGGAUCCGGAGAACAUGCCGAAUUUAUUGGCGGUGCAUUAUGAGUUGACGCAGUUGCGGAAUAUAAGGGAUGAUGCUAUGGAGCAGAUUGCGAGGGCAGACGAUUUAAGUGCGCAGAGUACCUUGGAGGAGUACUUCUCGAAGCUGGACAAUGCGGUAGAGUGGUUCGACGAGCAUGUUGGGACUAUUGCGUUGAACUUGAUCAAUGUGCUUAUCAAUGGGAACAAUGGGUUGGUCGUGAGGUUUGCGAUCAUCAUUGAGGCAGAGGAGAAGAGUGAUAAGAGAGUGAAAGCUCUACAGGAGGCGCUGAAGGACCAUAAGGAGAUGGCGGCAAGGUUUCAAAGCAUCACAGAUGGAGCGAAACAGGUUAGAGGGUACAAGGAGAAGUUCUUGCAGUCUAUAGAGGCACAUGCCCAAGAGCAGGUUCUUGAAACCAAACAGGCGUUCUUGGAGGAUCCAUCGAGACUGGAGAAGAGCUUGAAGUGGUUUUUCAAUAAUCUGAAUGCUGUCAAGCAAGGAAUGGUACCUUUGAUGCCGAAGAAGUGGAGAACAUUACAGACUUAUGGCAAGAUAUACCAUAAGUUAAUGCACGACUUCCUUGUUGGUAUGAUCGACGAUCCAGAUACGAGCUCUGCCAACAUGCUCUCUAUUCUCAACUGGCCAGACAAAUACUACUCGAAAAUGGCCAAGCUUGGGUUCAAAGAAGAUCAGCUAGAACCACAGGUACUAGAUGGAAGAGCAGCAGAGCUGGUCCGCGAAUUCCGUCAACUUAUCAUUCGGUUCUUGGAUCAGUGGCUAGAUCGUAUCUUCAAGACAGAACAAAAAGACUUUGCGGAACGAAACACGGCCGAGGGUUCGAAUCUGGACGCCGACGAAUAUGGCUAUUUUCGAACGAAGAACCUGGUGGAUAUGUGGCGAAUGCUAGCAGAGCAAGUCGAUGCAGCAGGCAACUCACAACGAAUGGAUGUUGUCGAAGGUGUCGUAGAUGCAAUGAUCUUACGUCUGAAAUCGCGGCAGCAGAACUGGCAGAAGAUGCUCGAUGAUGAAGCUGCCAAAUACUAUGGCAACACACCUGAGCUUGAAGGGUUCCAGGCUCUGCAAGAUUGGCUCGUUGCUACCGCCAACGACCAGAUUGCCUGCAUAGAUGAUAACGAAGAAGAGGGCAAAUUUGCAUAUCUUGCAAGUUUCAAACAAAAGUUCGAGCCCCUCGUGUCUGCUCAAUAUCUUGAGCGAGCUGACAAUGAGAUCUCGAAUCUGAGGGAUGGCUACGUGGAUUUAAGCACGCAUUGUAUCGCCAAAUUCGCACAACUUAUUUUCGCAGUGGACUUCAAGGCCGUUAUGCCUGAUUUCUUCACACCAAAAUGGUAUCAAUCUACUGCCAUCAAACAGAUGAUCGUCACGUUCGAGGAAUACAUUGGCGACUACAAGACCGUUCUUCAUCACUCUCUGCUCGAUAUCUUCAUCGAAGAACUUGCGGACGAGUUAUUGAUACGGUACCUAUCGAGCGUCAAGAACAAAGGUGCAAAGUUCAAGCGUCAAGAUCCAUUCAAGGAUAAGAUCUACAACGAUGUCCUUACAGCCUUCGAGCUUUUCAACAACAAUACUUAUCUCAGCCCAGAUGUUGCUGAAACCAUCAAGCAAAAAUGGAGAGUCACAGAGAAUUUCUUAACACUCCUAGAGGUCGACAAGCAAUCUGUUCCAGACGCUUUUGCAGAUUUCAAGGCCAAUUACUGGGAUUUGCAACUCAGCUGGGUGGAAGCUGUACUAAGAUCCAGAGAUGACUUUGAUAGGAGCAUGCUGAAUGCUGUGAAAGCUAGAGCUGCGCAGAUUGAUGUUCAGAGAGGUCUAGAGACAAUUAUGAGUAAGGUCAAAUAAGUUAGGCUUGAGCAUGGUUUUGGUCCUUGAUUGUGAUAUAGGAGCGAGGAGUUUACAGGCAUACUUUCGGCGUUGGAGGAUUCUGGAAGGAUAUGGUUUGAAUUGCAUCAUAGCACCCUUCAUAAGAGAUAUCAAAAAUGUAAAAGAUACAAGAUUAACG